AUGUCCGCCUCGAUACGACCAAUCAGCCCGCCCCGGCCCUCGUCGGCAUCGGUGACGGCUACCACCGUAUCAUCGUCCUCGCCCCCGACCACCACCAGCAGGAGCACGGUCUUUCCGAGCGGGAGCUCUCGCGGCGGCGGAGGAGGCCCGUCCACGACCGGCCCGUCCUCCGCCUCGUCUGCUGCCCAUCCGCCUCAUCCUCAUCCUCAUCCUCAUCCUCAUAUCAACAACAACAACAACAAUAAUAACAACAACAACCACCCCGUCCCGGCGCCACCCGGCGUAGCAGCCGGGACACAGGCCCACGAGGCCCAGCAGACACAUCCUCCCGCUCACGCCCACGCCCACCCUCACCACAACCCUCACCAACCACACAUCCCCCACCCCGCCCAAGCCCACCCCCACGCCCAGCACAGGCCUCCACCACCCUCCUCCUCAUCAGCAGCAGCAGCAGCAGCAGCAGGCCGCGCCCCAGCCUCCCCGACGAACCCCUCGCACCUGCCCACCGAGGCAGAGCAGGAGCAGAUCGCCCAGGCGCGCACGGCACUGGUGGCGAGCAUCGGCAACACGCUCGACCACGAGCUGCAGACGCGCGCCUCGCUGCUGCACGCGAACCAGGCCGCCAUCGAGAAGCAGGAGCGCGACGUCGAGCGCGCCCUGGCCGACCUGCGCCGCGAGGACGACAGGCUGCUCAAGGUCCUCAACAACGGGUCGCGCCAGGUCAAGGAGCUGGGCGACGUCCAGAACUGGGCCGAGCGCCUCGAGAGGGACUUCCUCGUGCUCGAGGAGACCAUGAGGCUCGUCCACGAGGGGAGCGGCGGGAGCGGGAGCGAGAGUGGAAGCUGGACGGGGAGCGAGAGCGGGAGCUGGUCUGGGAGUGAGGGGGGCAGCGUUGUUGGGGAUGGGGACGAGGAUGGGGACGGGGACGUGAGGAUGGCGGAUGGCGAUGGGGACGGGGAUCUUGAUGUCGAACGUGUCGGCGAGGAUGCCGCGGCCAAGGGCAAGGGGAAGGGCAAGCAGCUGGACGAGCCCCCGUCUACGAAUGCCAUGGACCUCGACCCGACGACCCAGGAAUCAUCGCGGACUAGGCCAGCCGGCCCUGAGCCGAAUAUGCUUGUCGACCUCGUCUCGGCCAGCGGACCAACACCAGCACCACAGCAGUCACCGACAUCGACAGGCUGGCUGAGGAGAUUUUGGUGGCGGAGCUGA
Diaporthe batatas is the source of this 1209-nucleotide messenger RNA. RefSeq lists its product as uncharacterized. NCBI's taxonomy places the organism in Eukaryota, Fungi, Ascomycota, Sordariomycetes, Diaporthales, Diaporthaceae. The record is from RefSeq and is a predicted model, not a curated record. Gene Ontology annotation, biological process: endosomal transport. The transcript has a single exon. Bases 1 to 1209 code for a protein of 402 amino acids. Gene Ontology annotation, cellular component: BLOC-1 complex.